UCCGACACCAGUGAUGUCGACUCCUGUUUUCUACUGAACACAGAUUGUGCAUAUCUCUCAGCUAAAUGGUGUGUCUUCCUGGGCUGCUUCCUUGGGUUUAGUUUAAGAACAGGCCAUGCUCUACGAAUGCAUCUGGCUAGGCCUAUCUGGCGUCUUCUUGCCGGAAGGAAUGGAGGGUUACGAUGUGCCGAUUUGGCACAAAUGGAUGAAGAGAUAGGAGGCGGUACUUCUUCUUCAUCUUAUCAUGCUGGAUUGGCCAGCCUUAUCAGCGUGUCUAAGCUGAAUGAAGAUGAACUCAAAUAUGCAGAGCUCCCAUUCACAGUACUAUCUGCCAAUGGACGUCACACUAUUGAUCUAAUUCCUUUCGUACGCGAACUGGCCGAUUCUUCAUGUCCAACGGUGGAUGAGGCCACUCUCAACUUCUUCGUUAGCCUAAAUUCGAUCCACCCUGGUCUUCUUCCAUUUUCGUUAGUCUCCCCCGAAUGGGAUAAUGUUCCAAUGGCAUUAUUCGCCCGCCAUGCCUCCACAAUUUCAUUUCCUCGAGGAAAUGAAGCUCCUACCAAUCAGAUUGCAUCUACGGUAGAAGUCUUCUGGCGCAUGAUUAGACGAACUGCACAUGACCUCUUGAUCGAAACCGCUUGGCGCGCAGCUUUAGUUCUGCAGUCAGGUGAUCAAUACUCGCAGUUGGGAAACCUCGUACAUGUGACACCUGAGAACCGCAUCGUCUUUCUGCUUGCAGCUUUCCAAUUUAGGAGAUCCGAGUUCGACGAUGUCGUCCGUUUGUUUUGUUCCUCCAGAAUACAGCCAUUCACUGCUUACAUUACAUUAACCAAAGUGGAUAUCUACGCUUUGUAUCUAGCCUUGACUUCGCAUUCCGUUAUGGGCGUUGAUGAAGCGACGCUUAAACUACAGUCCAUCCUGCAAGAAAAAACUUGA
Molecule: messenger RNA, 936 nt
Organism: Protopolystoma xenopodis
Lineage: Eukaryota; Metazoa; Platyhelminthes; Monogenea; Polystomatidea; Polystomatidae
Source: the annotation of a GenBank genome assembly